AUGGCCCAGCAAGAUUUGAAACACGUUCCUGAAUCCAUCAGAAUGGUGCUAAUUGGACCACCAGGUGCCGGAAAAGGUACUCAGGCUCCAAACUUGAAAGAGCGUUUCUGCGCCUGCCAUUUGGCUACCGGUGACAUGCUAAGAUCGCAAGUUGCACAGAAGACUGCUCUUGGCCUGGAAGCCAAGAAAAUCAUGGACCAGGGUGGUUUGGUGUCGGACGAGAUCAUGGUCAACAUGAUCAAGCACGAGCUGACGACAAACUCGGAGUGUAAGAAUGGAUUUAUCUUGGACGGGUUCCCAAGAACAAUCCCACAGGCCGAGAAGCUGGACCAGAUGUUGCUCGAGCAGAACAGACCUCUGGAAAGAGCUGUUGAAUUGAAGAUCGACGACGAAUUGUUGGUCUCCAGAAUCACCGGCAGACUGGUCCACCCAGCCUCUGGCAGAUCCUACCACAAGAUCUUCAACCCUCCUGCCAAGGACAUGAAGGACGACGUCACCGGCGAAGACCUCGUCCAGAGAAGCGACGACAACGCCGACGCUUUGAAGAAGAGACUUGGUGCCUACCACCAGCAAACCGAGCCAAUUGUCGAUUUCUACAAGAAGACUGGUAUUUGGGCCGGUGUUGACGCCUCUCAACCUCCAAAGACUGUGUGGUCCGACAUCUUGAAGUGUCUCGGCAACUAA
Molecule: messenger RNA, 684 nt
Organism: Lachancea sp. 'fantastica'
Lineage: Eukaryota; Fungi; Ascomycota; Saccharomycetes; Saccharomycetales; Saccharomycetaceae
Source: the annotation of a GenBank genome assembly